AUGGCCCUCACUAUUGUUGUGGAUCUAGGCAUUGUCUUGCUAAUGUUUAUAGCAAAGGUAGAGGCUAUUCCCCCUGGAAUAGCUAACCAUCCUAGCAAUUCUCAUUGCUCAGAUGAUGAAAUCAAGCAAUGUAAAAAUCUUCCUCAUGUAUGUCCCAUGUUCUGUCCUACUGGUUGCAUAACGGAGUGUCGUUCUUGCAAGCCUAUUUGUAUCAAUGGCCCAAUGCCACCAACUUUGUCACCCGUGUCUCCUCCUCAUCCACCCUCACCAACCCCGAAGAAGGCUAAGUGCAAGAACAAGUACUACCAUAAUUGUUAUAAUCUCGAAUUUUCAUGCCCUACCUCUUGUCCUAGUGGUUGCCAUGUUGAUUGUGUCUCUUGCAAACCUGUUUGUAAAUGUGACAUACCUGGAGCAGUUUGCCAAGAUCCUCGUUUCAUCGGUGGAGAUGGAGUUACCUUUUACUUCCAUGGCAAGAAGGACAAAGAUUUUUGCUUAGUUUCAGACCCUAAAUUCCACAUCAAUGCUCAUUUCAUAGGAAGACGAAACAGGAACAUGAAGAGAGACUUCACUUGGAUACAAUCCAUUGGUAUCCUUUAUGGUUCUCACAAGAUCUCAAUAGGUGCACUAAAAACAUCAACAUGGGAUGAUUACAUUGAUCGCCUUUCCCUCCACUUCAACGAUACAAUCAUACUUCUUCGUGAUGAGGAAGGAGCAAGGUGGCAAUCUGAUGAAACUGUGCCUAUGGCCUCCAUUACUAGAGUUAGCAACACAAACGACGUUGUCAUAGAAGUUGAAAAUGUUUUCAAGAUCACUGCUAAGGUUGUACCUAUUACAAAACAAGAAUCUCGAGUUCAUAACUAUGGUAUACCAAAAGAUGACUGCUUUGCUCAUCUUGAACUUGGGUUCAAGUUUUUCUCUUUAAACGACGAAGUAGAUGGUGUUCUAGGACAAACGUAUAAGAAGAAGUAUGUGAGAAAACUUAAGAUGGGUGUUUUGAUGCCUGUAAUGGGAGGUGACAAAGAGUUUCUAACAUCAGGACUCUUUGAUGCUGAUUGUUAUGUGACUAAGUUUCAAACAAAUGGAGAAGAAUCUGAUAAUGAAACCGGUUUUGCUUUGGAGCUGCCAAGCUUGAGGUGCACUAGCGGAAUUUAUGGAAGUGGAGUUGUUUGCAAGCGAUAG
Messenger RNA from Solanum stenotomum, 1179 nucleotides. RefSeq lists its product as uncharacterized. The transcript has 2 exons. Lineage: Eukaryota; Viridiplantae; Streptophyta; Magnoliopsida; Solanales; Solanaceae. The record is from RefSeq and is a predicted model, not a curated record. Bases 1 to 1179 code for a protein of 392 amino acids.